Messenger RNA from Priapulus caudatus, 2027 nucleotides. RefSeq lists its product as uncharacterized. The coding region runs from base 374 to 1978 and encodes 534 amino acids. The record is from RefSeq and is a predicted model, not a curated record. NCBI's taxonomy places the organism in Eukaryota, Metazoa, Priapulida, Priapulimorpha, Priapulimorphida, Priapulidae. The transcript is spliced from 3 exons.
UUGGUCAGCAAAUUUUGCGUCACAGCCUGUAACGCCACCCGGAUGUACCGGUUUGAAGUAUUUUGAGCCUGAGGGCAGGUUGGUCAACCGUCAAGCACACCGGGGUUGACAACGUGUGGCGGGCAACGACCCUAGAUAACGACCCCGGCCGUGAUAUAUAUUGUCAUAGCUAUAGACGUCGCCGUCAGCAGACGAUGCGACUCUACCCGCAGGUACACCGGUCUCAUCUAGUCUGGUUGUCGUCAUAUUAGUGCCGACGUCGUUAGUCAAGGGCUGACACUUGUGUUGAGCGAACAGCUAGAGAGAGGACGUGAGGCGUUUGCUCUCCUAUUUACACGAAAGUAGGAGAGCCAGGAUCAACUCUGUAGACAGCAUGCCCAAGAAAAGGAAUGUGUUAGCAGCCCUGGUUCUGCUAACAGCCGUUUACACAUGGCUACCGGACGCCGCCCGAGAGUCCGGCUGGUUUACUUGCUCCCUGUUCGCUCCAACACCCGAUGGAAUAACGUGGAGCAACAGCAACUGGCAGGAGAUUGCGGAGGGUUCCUUGUUCAUUCUAAGCGCCUACGAAGAUCGAAGAUUUCAGCCUCACUACGUCCGCAUUAUGGGCAUGGAAUCCAUCAACCUGUCGGCUGGUAAGUUGACGUGCGUGCUGUGGUACGUUGGUGGCAGACGCGACGUGGUCGCAGCAACACGACUCAGGAUGUGGGUCGGCAAGAACAAUAUAAACCAGGAUGGUCAUAUCAAACACGUUGGCUACGUCUACUCCUGUGCCGUGCCGGGAGAACGGGAAAGCUCACCUUCCCACGUUUCACUAACGUUUGAUGUUUGCGAACAAAUAACAAACGCCAUGAAGGUGAUGCCGUACAUCCCGACGGACAGGAUGCAAAAUCAUGAUCACCAACGUGACAGUAAUGACAACACAGCGCCAUCUAGUGGUAAAAUUGCGUUGUGCCUCAAACCGAUGAAUUUCCCAACAAAGGACAUAGCGCUGCGUCUGGCGGAAUGGAUUGAGAUACAGCGACUCCAGGGUGUAGAUGUUAUAUUCACCUACGUGUAUGACGUCACCGACACGGCUAUGAUGGUCCUGCAUCAAUACCAGCAGCGAAACAUUGUCGAUUUUGUGAUCGCCACGCUUCCUGGCCUUCUGCCAAACGACAGGAAAAAUCGAACGGCGUUCCUCCGCAGAACAGACAUGCAAAUGCAACUCAUCGAGAAGAUCAUGCUCAACGACUGCUUCUACCGCCACCUGGCGUACGAUUACGUCAUCAAUCUCGACCUUGACGAGGUAAUCGUACCGCGGCAGCAUCUCACGUGGAAGCAGAUGAUUCCAGAACUCAGUGACGUAAGCAAAAUCCAUGACCCACCAACAGAAGACGACGUAGCCUAUAUUAUGCAGCUAAUAAGUGAGGCAGAGAAGGAAAUUGCUGCUGCCCCACCGAAGCGCACUUUCGCUAAGAUCCCUGAUCGCACCGACUACUUUGACAAGGAUCGAGAGUCCAAUUCUACGGAUGCUACGUGUGGCCGGCCGGUUGACGAAGAAUCUCAGCUUGCUCCACCGUGCGCCUCGUAUUGCUUUCGUCAGAGUAUGUUCCUCGAUGAGUUCCACCAGCAGGACCACGACGACAUUCCCGAAUACCUUCACGUCAUGCAGCACACCAACCGUUCCAUGUACGUGCUAGAUAAUACUCAAAUAUUCUUGAAAUGUCUGUUUAGCAGCGACGCAGUUCUUGUGCUUGGAAAUCACAUUGCCUACCACGUGCAACCUGGCUACGAUGAUACUUGCCACGCGGACCAGAAAAUGGCGCUGAUUCACCAUUAUAGACAUAACUGUAAACUCUAUCAGGAAAAUAGGAAGAGAGAAUGCGACAAAACCCUGAACAACACCAUACAGGAAGACAGAACACUCUGGAAGUAUCUUGACCCUGUGCGCCAGGCAGUUCAUCAGAUGGCGUUAACGCUAAACAUGAAUACCGAAUGACGAAUUUAAAACAUUGACGCUAAGUCUGAUUAAACAAUGAAUCGAAAUA